Messenger RNA from Hippopotamus amphibius kiboko, 7442 nucleotides. It is a transcript of the gene CD55, whose product is annotated as CD55 molecule (Cromer blood group). The transcript has 9 exons. Bases 134 to 1918 code for a protein of 594 amino acids. Lineage: Eukaryota; Metazoa; Chordata; Mammalia; Artiodactyla; Hippopotamidae. The record is from RefSeq and is a predicted model, not a curated record.
CCAAGGCGCUCAUUUAACUCCAAUUGCGGAACUGCCAGGCGCUGCUCCUACUUGCAGCUCCUGGCUCGAGCCUGCUUGGUCUUAACCGCCGAGGCCGCGGAGUCCCGGCGUCGGGUCCCGGUCCCCGCGCGCCAUGAGCCCCGCGCAGCGGAGCGCCCCCGCCGUACGGCGCCCACUGAGCCGGCUGGCCCCGCCGCUGCUGCUGCUGCUGCUCCUGCGUCCUCCGGCUGCGGCGGGUGACUGCAGCCCUCCCUCAGACUUAGCUAAUGCCAAACCAGCUUUGGAAGACCGUACAAAUUUUGCUGAACAAAGCACAGUAACAUAUAAAUGUAAUGAGGGCUUUGUAAAAGUUCCUGGCAAGGCCGACUCGGUGAUCUGUCUGGAUAAUAAGUGGUCGGAGGUUGAAGAAUUUUGUAAUCGUAGCUGUGAUGUUCCAACCAGGCUACUUUUUGCAUCUCUCAAAAAGUCUUAUAGCAAUCAGAAUUAUUUCCCAGAAGGUUCCACUGUAGAAUAUGAUUGCCGUUUGGGCUACCGAAGGGACCAUUCUCUCUCAGGAAAACUAACUUGCCUUCAGAAUUUUAAGUGGUCCAAACCUGAUGAAUUUUGUAAAAAAAAAUCAUGUCCUUACCCUGAAGAAAUAAAAAAUGGUAAUAUCGAUAUAACACAGGGCAUAUUAUUCGGAUCGUCCAUCUAUUUUUCGUGUAACACAGGCUACAAAUUAGUUGGUGCAACUUCUAGUUUCUGUUCUAUUGGGAGAGAUUCGGUUGAAUGGAGUGAUCAAUUUCCAGAAUGCCAAGAAAUUUUAUGUCCAAAACCACCAAAAAUUCACCAUGGAAUGAUUCAAGAUGAAGAAAGCAGUUAUGCAUAUGGACAAUCUGUAACAUAUAAAUGUAUGGAAGGCUUCACCCUACAUGGAAAUAGCUCUAUCUAUUGUACUGUAAAAGAUGACCAAGGAGAGUGGAGUGACCCCCCACCUGAAUGCAAAGACACUUCUCAAAUUUACAAAUUCUCACUGAUGGUUCAGGAACUCACCACCGUAAACGUUCCAGGUACCAAAGCCCCACCAUAUCCUCAGAAAUCCACCACAGUGAAUGUUUCAGCUACAGAAGCCCCACCAACUCCUCCGGAACUCAUCACUGUACAUGUUGCAGCUACAGAAGCCCCACCAACUCCUCAGAAACCUGCCACUAUACAUGUUCCAGCUACAGAAGCCCCACCAACUCCUCAGAAACCUGCCACUAUACAUGUUCCAGCUACAGAAGCCCCACCAACUCCUCAGAAACCUGCCACUAUACAUAUUCCAGCUACAGAAGCCCCACCAACUCCUCAGAAACCCGCCACUGUACAUAUUCCAGGUACAGAAGCCCCACCAACUCCUCAGAAACCCACCACUGUACAUGUUCCAGCUACAGAAGCCCCACCAACUCCUCAGAAACUCACCAAAAUAAGUUCUUCAGCUACGAAGUCCCCAUUAGUUUCUCAGAAACCCACCACUGUAAAUGUUCCAGCUACAGAAGUCCCAUCAACUCCUCAGAAACCUUUCACAGCAAAUAAUUCAGCCACAACAGCCCCACAUUCCCCCACAUCAAACACUCUCUCUACAGCAGUUCAGAAUCCCAUCAUGCCAAAUGCUUCUGCACCACAGGCCUCAUCAACGACCCAAAGAUUCACCACAGCAAAAUCUUCACUUAUACAGAAUCUUAGAGCAACACAAAAGUCCACUGCUGUACAUUCCGCAGUGACUAAGGGUCUCCAUACAACACAAAGAUUGACCUCUGCUCAUGUUACAGCAGCAAAGAAUCCAGCUGUUCCCAGGGCAACCGCAGGUUUUCAUGCAACAAGCACACCUAAAGGAGGAGGAAGCUCUCCUUCAGUUGCUAGCGUCAUUACAUUGGUUCUGCUGAGAAAUAGAGACUGACUACUCUUCUAAGCACCUUCUUAUCUGCUGUGUAAGUGAAGCCUGCAUUGUGAUUUUUAAAGCUAUUCUCUGCUGGCUGCGUAUCAGUGUUUUUCAAAAAGAAUUUUUUUUCAUUAUCACCCUCUCCCCCUCAAGGAGCUUUUAAGACAUUUUUUCCUAAUCAUCCCUAUGAAAUAUUAAUACUACAGAUAUAAUAUAAAUCUAUUUAUGUACUAUAUGCACACAGGUACUUUAUACAUAAAAAGUCAGAUUUUUUUUUCCCUUUAGGGAUGAUACCAACCCCAUUGAGAAUACAUGCUGUAUAUAAUUGUGGGGUUUUUUUUUUUUGUUUUGUUCACACUGUCAUAUAGAAGGAAGACUUGUGCUUUGGAGUCAGUCAGACCUUGGUUUCAAUCUUGUUUUGAAUUUUUUUUCCAUUUAGUCAUUAUUCAACCCAAGUGCUUCACUUAAUCUCUUGGAGUCCCAGUUUUCUCAUUUAUGAGAUGGUGAUCAUGAUUCCUAUUUAGUCUCAGAAGCUUAAAGAGGUAAUAGAUGUGAAAACUACUAGCAUAGUGCUAAAAAUUGAAUAAAUCUUAGCUUUAAGAAUUCAUUUUUAUUUUAUCACUAUUAUUUUCCUAAGGUGGAUUUCUGACAAUUUUAUCAUUCCCUAUGGCCACACCAAAGAGUAAGAAUAGUCCUUUAUUAGAGUAAUAUUUGCGUUUGGCGCGUGACAAGGACUGUACUGAAAUACACCUAUGUAUUAUUUCAUUUACUUCUCACAACAGUCCUGUAGUGUAGCUAUGUCCCACUUUGUAGCUGAGAGAACUGUGGCUUUGCAAAAUUCUUUACUUGCUCAAGGUCACAAAGCUAUUAGGAGGCAGAUGACUAGUUUCUUCAGCACUAAGUACUUGAAAGGAUAGAACAAUUCUUACCCUAGAGCUGCACAACUCAAAUUUGACAGUUAAGAUUGUCCUGAUUCUUUACAACUAUUGCUUUUUUUCCUUCUAUUGCUGAACUCCUGUAUUGUGACAUUCACAAAUCCCUUGCGGGAGCUAAUAGGUCAGUUGCAGGAAUAUUAAAGAAAAGAUUAGAGAAUGCUCAGUGGAAUAUCAAAAAUACUUCUUUUAAAUAUCACAUGCUUAUGUUAUGUUAUGCUUUUCUGUUAAACAGGAUUAUCAGGAGGAACAAAACCUAUUCACAGCUUUCUUAGUUUUUCAUAGUAUAUAGACUGCAUUUCCGCUUUAUGAGAUGUAUAUGUGAGACCUUUUGAAAUGACUGGAUGGAUCCACAUUUCUUCAGAAAAGGAGACAAACGUCAUUUGAUAAUACCAGAUCUUGUACUUAGAUUCUGACUUGGGUUGUUCGGGAAUGGAGACCGUACUCUAUAUUAAUGUAACACCCAGCUAAUACAAAUUUUGUUGGAGUAAUCUCAGGUAUUUUUCUUGAGAAUAUUGCAAACAGUUAAAAUCAUGCCCUGAACCUGGGGUUAGAAAUAGGUUUUCUCUGGAGAUAAACUGUUUGACUUACUCUUUUUCGGUCUCAGUUUUCUCAUCUGCAAAAAGAAUAUCAUUCAAUGCAAUUUAAUAAACAUUUACUAAACACUUUUUACUAUUUGCAAGCACCUUGCCAAUUGUUGGAGAUAAUGAGAUAAUAGGUGACAGACUGCUUUGCAGUGUUUUAAGUACUAGGUAAAUAUAAUUCUACAUAAUGGGGAACAUUACUAAAAUACUGCUUUUACUUGGAGAAAAAUAUUUUCUAAAAUUAUGUAAUUUUCCUACCUAUGAUCUCUUCAAUGAAUAAUUAAGGACAUUGCAAUCAUAAUCAUAAUUUCAUUUAUAAUUUUAUAGUUUCUUUUAGCCCAAGUUGUGUCAAUCUUAAGUUAAAAGUGAUUCACCUUUGGGUGAAUGUUAAGAUCAUAAACUAUUGCCUUUAUACUUUAAAGUUUUCUUUGUUUCUAAUUUGCAAAAUAAUACUCUCAUUAAUCAUUAAUUAUUGAGGAAUCAUUUCUUUAGAAUUAUAUUUCUCAUAUUUCUGUAUUUUGCACUGGUUUUCUGUUAAAGUAUCAACCUCCACACACUUUCUUCUAGAAUCACAUAUAUGUGCUGAUCAGUGUUCUAAGAAUAUUCCUAACUUCUGUCAUCCAGAUAUUCUGGAUCACUUUAAGAUUUUCCAUCUUCAUUUAUCAUUCAAAUUGAAAACGGGAUUUUUCUGCAACAUUUGAAAGUGGUGGGGUUAAUGGGAAAUGGUGAAAGGAAAAGAAACCCCAAAUUUUUGAGAAGCCAUGGUUUAUGAGUACAGUCUUUUCAAGCUAAUGCUAUGGUGCGAAGGGAUCAAUUAAAGAAACUGGCUGGGUAAAAUACUGUAAAGCCCAUGGUGGAAACAGCUGUUUUUAAAAUUAUGUAUCCACAUGGCAGUUCAGUUGUGCAACAUCUGUAGUAUUUUGCUGAUUUGGAACCAGAUACACUUGUUAGUCACAUUAGCUUCAGUUGCUUUUCUAGUGUUAUCAAUAAUUUUCUUUGUAGUGCAGAUUGAAAGAAUAGGAUUCAAGGAUUUGGGAGCCUGGAGUGGGUAGGAAAAGGGAGACCCAGGGUGGUGAGGGGAAAGGGCAAUGGGUGGUUUUCAGAAGAAAGCUUAUGUGUAAAAGUCAAGGUAUAAAAUUUUUUUGCGGUUGAUCAACUUAUUUAACCAAUUAUUUACUGUUGUUCAACUCAAAAUAGUGCAUUUAAUCUUGAAAGUAAAUAUUAGUUUUCCUAAAUGAAAACUUAUCUGCAAUAGACUAAACAUUGAAAAGCAUUUCUAUAAGCAAAGUAUAUUUUACUCUCUGCUCAGAUGAGGAUACCUUUCCUAUGAUGGAGAAAUGCCUACAUCUCUGUUACCUUUACUAUGAACUAAGUAAAUGGCCCUCCCGUUAACCACAUAUGGAAACUUCACGUUUCUGAGACUCAGUUUAAUUAUCUACAAAAUGAGCGUGAGCUCCAAGACACCUUCUAGUGCUGAAAUUACAUAAUACAGUCAUCAUAUUUAAAUAAUCAAUGGUCAAAUCAUUGAAAAUUAAGCAUGGUGGUGUUGAAACACUUUAGAACCCUCUCAAACCUGUUAAAUUUUAUGUGAGCAUUGGGAUACUUCAUUUUAAAUAUUUCGUUUUUCCUUGAAAGAAAACAGAUUAAAUAACAUGCAAUUUUUACUGUCAAACUUGUGACAUAAGCAAGCAAGCAAAAUAGAAUUCAUGUCUCCUGGUUUUUCCUUAACUUACCUCAUAAUCAGUAUGUUUGUCAUUGUGAACUACACUGUAUAUAUAAUUUCUCAUGUUUCUGUAUUAACUGUCUUACCAAAUUUUUUCCCCCUCAAGGAUGUGUUGCUGGUACUAUAAUAAUUGUUACCAUAAUUCUAUUCAAAGUUUUCUGGGACAGUGGAAAAUCAGGGUGAGCAGAAAUUCUGAUGAUUUUAAAAAAUUUGUUCUUAGCUUCUUUCCAGUAAAACUGGACACUAUGCCGGUAGAUAACUUUCUUAGCUUAAUUGUAUUUUUUGCCAUGCUGUCUCUUUAUUCCUUUUGCCUGUUGAUUACUAACCUGGAUGAACAGACUCUGUGUCUUUUAAAAAAUGUUUAGAUCCUGUGCAUACAAGGACAUUAAGUGAUUUGAAACCCAAAGUCUCAUUGCAAUCUGUUAAUCAACCCAACUUUUUCUCUACUCAUUACAAUUUAUGAGAGUAUCUGUGUAUUGUAAAGAAGCGAAAAAAUCUAGAAAGAGAAAUUCUAACAUAUUGCUAAAUUGCCUGUGACUAGGCCUAUUAAUAAAUUGCAUUUAUUAAUAGAUGCCAGUCUAGCCAAAAUCAGCCCAGUGGUUAAGAGGGCAGACUCAGGAACCUGACUGCUCGAUUCCAGUCCUGGGCCUACUAUUUACAUACCAUGUGACUGUGAGUGGCUUAACCUCUCUAUGCCUCAGUUUUCUCAUUUUUAAAAAUGGGGGAAAUAUAGUACCUACUUCAUGGGAUUGUAGUAUCUAUCUCAUGGCAUCAAAUGAAUUGCCACCUGUAAAGAGGUUAGAACCUUACUUGGCACAUCAUAAGCACUCAGGUGAUAAAAAAACAACACAGAAAAAAGAGAUCAGUAUUUGAAACAUCUGAUCUGCAUUGAAUAUACGUGCAUUAAGUAUAAAGUUGGCUCUGAUGUAGCCUGUAGACAGAGCAUUAUUUAAAUUGACCCUCUUCUCUUUUGUAGAUUUUAUUGUUCAGAAAACUCAUUUUGAAGUUCAUAUAAACUGGAAUUCUUUCUGAAGUGCCCUAAUGCCUAUUUUUUCACUACUUGAUUAAGAACGACUAUAUUUUAACGGUGUUACUAAAUUGCCUAUUUCAAUUCUUUGGAUGAUGUGAGAUAUCUACUUUUUACCCUCCAUGGCUCUUUCCCUUCUCUUUAAAUUAACAAUAUUGUUUAAGCCUAUUAUAAGCUGAAGUAUGUAAACAUUCUGUAAAUCACUAAAUGGUUCCUUCUUUUACUAAAAAUAUUCGACCAUUGGGUCCUGGGUUUGUUUUUUUUUUGUAGCAGAUAUUACAGAUGUUUGUUUACUUCCAGUAAAAUAUUCUAGAUGACUUAAAAGCAAAUGUGGUAAAAUAGAACUUCCUCUUCAGAUUUUUCAGAAACUAUUUAAGAAUAUGGUUUAGAGCCCAGCAUAAAUUAACAGAAUUCUAAGUCAUGUAAAGUGAGUUAAGUUGGUACAGAUGCCUCAGCAAAAAUACUCUGGAAAAAAAGAGUAAACCACCAGUCUUCUGUACUUCCUUCCAUUUGGUCCAGUUCUCCUGAAUUGGAACCUUUUCAGUUUACUUGUAAAGCCAAUGCUCUGGGGCUUGGUAGGUGAGGGGGUGGGAUGUGAUGAGUUUAUGGGGGGCUCUCUCUAGGCUAUCAUUUCUUUAGAUAUUUUGGUAAAAUAAUUGACCAUGAUAUUUUUAAUAGAAUGAAAAGUGCUGAAACAUAGAAGGAGGGGCUAUUUGUUUUAUGUUUUAUUGGGGUUUUGCAGUAAACAUAAUUCUUCUAUUUGUGAAUCAGAAGAAAUUCAUGCAAACCCCUAAGAAAGAAUUUGCCAUUUUUCAGUUGCACUAAAAACACUCCACCUGCCUUAUUUUGGAAGUAUAAGCUGUUGAGGGUAGGAGCUGACUUUAUACAUUCCUGGUUAUACUCUCAAUUUCACACUGAUUUAAUUAAAAUUUGAUCUUAAUGAGACAGGGGAAAGAGUUAAUGCGUGUGAAGGUGUAAUGUACCUUCACCUAGUGAUCCUUUGUGUUAAAUCCUGUCAAAGGAUUUAUUUACAUCUUUUAGAAGUGUUGGAUAUGUGUGAUAAAUUUUAGUUUAUACAAAGAAUGUGAUUGUAAGCAAAUGCUGAUAUUGCUUUUUGAUUGAACUUAAAAUUUUAUAAUUCAGUCAGUAUUUUCCUUCUCUACUAUUCAGCUCUUACUACACACAUGAGAACAACAAAGCACUUAAUGUUAAGUUUCAUAAUUUAACUGUGACUGAUGAUGCUGCAGAAGUAAGACCACCUGGUAAUUUAUAAAAG